This is a messenger RNA of Brienomyrus brachyistius, 969 nucleotides long. RefSeq names its product troponin C, slow skeletal and cardiac muscles-like. The coding region runs from base 131 to 616 and encodes 161 amino acids. The record is from RefSeq and is a predicted model, not a curated record. Gene Ontology annotation, cellular component: myosin II complex. Gene Ontology annotation, molecular function: calcium ion binding. The transcript is spliced from 6 exons. NCBI's taxonomy places the organism in Eukaryota, Metazoa, Chordata, Actinopteri, Osteoglossiformes, Mormyridae.
CCUGGGUCUCCAACCAUAAAACUGGAAGCAGGUGUAGUCCUGCGCCUUUUAUCCUAAGUGCGUGGCAGUCUGAGCGUCUCUCUCUCUCUCUCUGUGCCACCAUAUGCGUGUUUGAGUUUAGGAAGCAGCCAUGGAUGAUGUGUAUAAAGCAGCGGUUGAGAACUUGACAGAAGAGCAGAAAAAUGAGUUCAAAGCUGCCUUCGACGUCUUUGUACAAGACGCAGAGGAUGGCUGCAUCAGUACCAAGGAGCUUGGAAAGGUGAUGCGUAUGCUGGGUCAGAACCCCACCCCUGAGGAACUACAGGAAAUGAUCGAUGAAGUAGAUGAGGACGGCAGCGGAACAGUGGAUUUUGACGAGUUCUUGGUGAUGAUGGUCCGCUGCAUGAAAGAGGAGAGCAAAGGAAAAUCAGAGGAGGAGUUGGCCGAGCUCUUCCGAAUAUUUGACAAAAAUGAAGAUGGCUACAUCGACCUGGAGGAGCUAAAGACCAUGUUGGAGUCUACAGGUGAAGCCAUCACAGAAGAUGACAUUGAGGAGCUGAUGAAAGACGGUGACAAAAACAAUGAUGGCAAGAUUGACUAUGAUGAGUUCCUGGAAUUCAUGAAGGGGGUUGAAUAAACAAACGGUGUCAAAAACACUCAGACAAUCAGCAAGACCGCAAGUCUGAAUGUCUUUCUGUGUGCCACCGUGUGCUUCUGUGAGUUUAGGAAGUAGCCAUGUGUAGAGCAGCACAUCCCAUAGGGUAAACAUUACCCCCCAAAGGUUAUAUGCUGAAAUGCCUAAGCUAUUCAUCUGCAGGUUUCACAUAUCAACACUGUUGCAUAAAUGGUCCCACGUGACAGCAUAAUUCACUUUACAGUGUACAAAUCUGUUGCUUUGGGCUAUAGUUUCAGCCUUAUCACAAUCUUAUUUGUGGACAGUGGAAAUCUGAUACUAAAUGUAGUAAAAUUUUAAUCUAAUGUCAUCCUUUA